This is a messenger RNA of Neoarius graeffei (lesser salmon catfish), 842 nucleotides long. RefSeq lists its product as uncharacterized. NCBI's taxonomy places the organism in Eukaryota, Metazoa, Chordata, Actinopteri, Siluriformes, Ariidae. The transcript is spliced from 3 exons. The record is from RefSeq and is a predicted model, not a curated record. Bases 9 to 842 code for a protein of 277 amino acids.
ACGAAAGCAUGGAGGGAAGAGGUGUUCAACAACGUGCACUGUUGCGUCAUGUCCUUCAAAGACUGCUUACACGCCUGGAACAUGUCCUGCAACAGCCACACCUGGACAUGGACUUCACGCAGUUUGUAUGUUGUCAGGAGAGAGUUUUUCUCAGUGCCAUAGCAGGUCAAGUCACUAUUCCAGCAGAGGUAAUUGCAGGAAUAGAUGAACUGGACCGUGCGAUCAACACUGAGAUUGAUCAAGAAAAAGUAACAGCAUUGAGUAUGGAGCAAGGUGCAAGAGGGCGCCCAAAGACACUCAUUUCUGACGAGCAAAUAAGCAGCCUGUUGGAGUUGUCGUUCCCUGUACCGACAAUUGCUGAUUUACUUGGGGUGUCCAUCAGAACAGUGCGUCGGCGGAUGGAGGAGUUCAACCUUAGUGUUAGGGCCUCCUACAGCAACCUCUCAAAUGAGCAGCUUGAUGGGAUUGUGUCUGAGAUUAAAACCAGGAUGCCACAUGCAGGAUACCGCAUGAUGAAAGGGGCAUUGGAGGCAGAAGGACACAAAGUGCAGUGGGAUUGUAUCCGAGCAUCACUGCAUAGGGUGGACACCCUUGGUGUGUAUUCCCGCAUGAUAAACCUUGGGUGUGUGGUGCUAAACAUUCCCCUGCUUGACUGGGAAAGCAGUGGACUGAGAACAGAUCCAAACCCUGGGGUUACUGUGCCUUCAAUUGCUUGCCCUUUGAGCAAUGCACAAAUGGAGGAGUUGAAACAAAGGGUCAAUCCAACGGCUCCAUCUUUGUCCUUUGGCACAGACCAGUACCUGGCAACUCUGCAAGUGGUGCAGAAUAUGAUUGCAAGUUAA